AUGAAAUAUGGGGAAUUAGUGGUUAUCGCCUGCCUCGCCAAUGCUCUCAUGAAGAUGUUCAGAAGCCUCAAUGCCAAGCAAUUCAUUGAGAUUGGCGGAAGCCUCUUAUCAAAGAAAGAUCAUGCUUCCGCUAGUCAAAUUGCUGAUGCUGUUGCUCCUAUUGCAAGUUACGGUGGAGUGAAAACAAAUUAUUGGGAGAUGCAAAGAUUUUUAUCCGCCGAGUCUUCGAGAUUCUGUGCGUACCUGCAUUACGAACUGCAAAAAACUUCAUUACAAGGGAGGCUUUGCGACAUAAACGACCUCUGUACAUGUGACCGUUGA
Messenger RNA from Cylicocyclus nassatus, 321 nucleotides. The record is from the annotation of a GenBank genome assembly. NCBI's taxonomy places the organism in Eukaryota, Metazoa, Nematoda, Chromadorea, Rhabditida, Strongylidae.